AUGAAACAACCUUCGAGUCACAUCAAUCGGCCCGCCAACCCUCUUUCUCAGCUGGGCUUACAGCAGCCAGGAAAUCUCUCGCUAGGGUGGAGUCAUCCGAAUUCUUUUGGUCAACAAGCCCGUCCAGCUGACGACACAUCCACUUCGCAUCGGGAGGAAGCCGGGACGGAUUAUGGAAAGCUGGAUCAGAAUCAGCUCUCCGGGGCGCUUGGUCACCAUUGGGACUUCGGACACUUCGGCCAUGAUCAGCAUCCCGAAACUGGCUACCCUUCAGCCGCGGCAUUGGAGUAUCCGGGAGAAUCCUCCCGGCUGUCCAUGUCUGACGUCCCUGCUAAUCGACCUGACCCAGAAUUUGAUUCCACUUCCCAUCCAGAUUCCGCUCAUUGGCAAGCUCAGCUCAGCGGCGUACUUCCCGAUGCCAAUCAAGCAAGGACUUCACUGCUUGGACAUUCGUCUCAAGGCGCCAGAUCCUCUGCCUUUACGAGCUCUCAGAACAGGUCAAAUCAGAAGCAUAGCCAUCAGGGACAAUCUGCGGAGUCUAGGAAAAACACUCAUUUUGACCAAACCUUCGCACCUUGGGAUAUCGGAAAUAAACCUGUACAUUCUUCGCCCGCAAAUUUACCCAGUGCCUCCUCAUUAGUCGAGAAUCCUGGUGACCAAAAAUCACACCGCCGGAAGCGCAAGAUAACCGAUAGGCGAAGAGAGCAAAAUAGAGCCCACCAGAAAGCGUUUCGAGAGAGACGCGAUCUUUCAUCGAGACAGAAAGAUAGCGAGAUAUGCGACUUGGAAGAACGAUUGAAUCGACAUGAAAUAACUGGGAGAGAACAAGGAGAAACGAUUAGGAAUUUGCAAGCACAAUUGGCCUCUGUUGAGAACUGGCACUCGAAUCAAAAUCCAUCCAGUUUACCUGAUUACUCGCGAGGUCACCAGCAUGGGAAUUCUCUUCCACCCAACAAUCAGAGCUUACCGCUAUUAGAAAAUCUGGAAUUGGAAGCAAAUCGACACCUUCUGCUCGCCAUCCCGAAUGCCAACCACCAGUCUGGAAGCGCACCCUUGCAAUGGAAUCAUUCAAGUUCUCAUUACGCUCCCAGCAGAUCCAUUUUCGAUUCCAAUCCACCGGAAGGAAGUACUAGAAACAAUCAUUUACAUCAGAACCAUCAAGGUCCAUCAACCCAGAGAUGA
This is a messenger RNA of Puccinia triticina, 1182 nucleotides long. RefSeq lists its product as uncharacterized. The coding region runs from base 1 to 1182 and encodes 393 amino acids. The transcript has 6 exons. The record is from RefSeq and is a predicted model, not a curated record. NCBI's taxonomy places the organism in Eukaryota, Fungi, Basidiomycota, Pucciniomycetes, Pucciniales, Pucciniaceae.